This is a messenger RNA of Polychytrium aggregatum, 1155 nucleotides long. RefSeq lists its product as uncharacterized. NCBI's taxonomy places the organism in Eukaryota, Fungi, Chytridiomycota, Chytridiomycetes, Polychytriales. Gene Ontology annotation, biological process: protein methylation. The record is from RefSeq and is a predicted model, not a curated record. The transcript has a single exon. Gene Ontology annotation, cellular component: nucleus. The coding region runs from base 61 to 1068 and encodes 335 amino acids. Gene Ontology annotation, molecular function: protein methyltransferase activity.
GAUCGACGCUGAUCGACGCUGAUCGACCCGAUCGAUACCAAAGGGCAUCCGGCCCCGGCAAUGUCGAAAGAUACCUCGGCCCAUACGUCCAGCACAAUGCCCUCGCCGCCGACAAUCAAAGGCGAUCGGUCCGAAGAACGUGCCAGCGACAGCAGCAGCGACGACGGCGACGACGGCGAUGAUGUGGUCCUGUCCGAUAUCCACAUCAAGCCCUGGGCAGUCGGAAUCCGAUCCAGCGACCCACAGACCACCGUCUUCCAAGGCCGAACCUGCGAGAGCGCCGGUGCUGUCUCUGUAUCGAUCCAGCAUUGUCUCGCCACGGCCCUGGAUCGGGUCGGCCUCCAGGUGUGGGUCGGCGCCCUGGUUCUGGCAGACUAUAUCCUGGCCAACGCCUCCCUAUUCCACAACCAGACGGUGCUGGAACUCGGGGCAGGGACAGGCCUCGUCUCGAUCGUUUCCGCCGUCGUUGGAGCCAAAGAAGUGUUCUCAACCGACCUAGGCGAGCAUGGCAUUCUCGAUCUGAUUGCUCUGAAUGCCGAGGCCAACAGCGUCGGCGACGGGGUCUCGGUUCGUGAGCUGGAUUUUACCAACGACGAUGCGCUUCUCUGGUACCCUCGCAAGUCGCCGCUCGUCUCAGCAUCCGAAGAUGAGACGGGAACAUCCCGAGCCUCAGAAAGUUGUCGGCGCUAUGCGUGGACACACUCGGACGCCGACCGGUUCCGGCAAGAAUGCUCGAUUGUCCUAGCAGCCGAUAUCAUCUACGACGAUCAUGUCACCUUUGCGUUCGUCACCCGCAUCCACGCUCUGUUGGCAGCUCCACCCAAAGGCUGCGAGCGGGUGCUGUUCUUGGCGCUGGAAAGACGCAUCAACUUUACGGUUGAGAUUGUUGCGCCGGCGUACGACUUUUUGUUUGAGACCCUGGAGGCAUGGAACGCCGCCAUGGAGGACGAGCUGGGGUGUACCAUUGUCUGGACCCAGAUCGACUUGGCCCUGGUGCCGCAGGCAUUCGAAUAUUCCCGCACGCCGUAUCUGGAGCUGUGGUGCAUGAGACUCGAGUCCAGUCGCUGAUGCAGCGUCCUAAAACAAAACGGAACACUGUUCUGUGCCAUCGUUGUCAUUGUCUGGGUCCUGAAUACACACCAUCCGUCGCCACCA